UCCAUUCAACAUGGCGGCCGGUACGUCGACGUUCGGCAAAAAGGGUCCACGUUUUUCUUCGUCGUAACGUCUACGUUUCGCUUCUUUUCAACGAUUAAUUCCUUCCUUAUUAUCUAGAUCUACGUUGCACGUACAUAGAAUUUUGAUAGAUACUCACAAUAAGAUUUUGACUAGAGGAACGGAAGAAUUUUCGGGAUGUUUUCGGUGAGCCGUCUGCAGAGACGUCAGGUGGCGACGUUCGUGCUCACCUGGGUGGCGUAUGCGUCAACGUACCUGCUCAGGAAACCGUUGGGGGUGGUAAGGACUGACCUGGCGUCAGAACUGAGCCUUAAAACCCAGCUAGGAUGGCUGGAUACGUCCAUGCUACUGCCUUAUGCCACCAUGCAGAUGGUCCUGGGUCCUUUGGCAGACAGGUAUGGUGCCCGCAGCACCCUGGCCUGGUGCCUGUUUUUAUCGGCAGCCUCGAUGGUUUGGUUUGGCACAUGGAUAGAUGUGUUCCUUCUCAUGAUCAUGCUGUUUUUCAAUGGAGUUGCUCAGGCGCAGACCUGGCCGUGCUGUGUGAAGGCACUGGGUGCCUGGUACCCUGACAGGCAGCGUAACGCCAUAUUUGGGAUCUGGGGAACCUGUACCUUUGCUGGAGGUAUCAUAGGAACUGGCCUAGCAGUACACAUACAGAGGGCGUAUUCAUGGAGGUCUGUGUUCUUCUACCCAGCACUGGUGGUGGCUGCUGUGGGUGCACUAGUCUUCAUCUUCCUGUACACUCCAUGGGAGGUGGGGCUGGAUAUACCGGGUAAAGCUGCCAAGUCAUCCCCCUCCUAUACCCGUCCCAUGGUGUCCACCCCAUAUGGGGAGAGUAUGAGAACACUGCAGGCCCAGAGAUCACACAGGACUCCUGUUCUAUAUGCUGAUCCAGAGCCAGUGACCAAAGGAGGAAAUGGCAACUCCCUCAAAUUCUGGCAGCUGUUGGGAAUAAAAAUGUUACCAGAGCUGGCUGCUACAGUCUUCUUUGUAAAAAUUGUCAGGUACUGUCUGCUGAUGUGGCUGCCUAUGUACCUGUUUCAGGAGCUUCACUACACAAAGGCUCAAGCAGGCUUGCUGUCCACAUCAUUUGAGAUUGGUGGAGUUUUGGGAAGUGCAACGCUGGGGGUGUUUAUUGACAAAUUGUUCCAUGGCGACAGCCUCCAGGGUACAUCCACUGUCAUCAUGUUCAGCACCCUGUCCCUCAUCAUGUUCCUCCUCACCAGUAGCUGGGGGAUACCUUUCAACGUCAUGUGUAUGCUGCUGACUGGGAUGUUCAACUGUGGGCCUGACGCCAUCCUGACUGGGUCGCUACCCACCCAACUGGGUGACAAGGAUGGGAGAAAUGCACACGCUGCCAUCUCAGGGUUCAUUAAUGGUUUUGGCAGUGUGGGUACCGUGUUGCAGGGCCCCAUCAUCGGAGCCAUAGCAGAGUGGUACGGCUGGGAGGGCACCUUCUACUUCAUGAUCAUCGUCUCACUCAUAGCAACCUUCUGUAUCUGUCGGGCUGUGUCAACACGGCAAGAUCUCCCUGGAGCAUUGGUUAGAUAGCCGUCAACUAGCCAAACCAUCGGACUGUUCUAUACUUCAUGAUCAUCGUCUCACUCAUAGCAACUUUCUGUAUCUGUCGAGCUGUGUCUACACGGUAAGAUCUCCUUGGAGCCUUGGUUAGAUAGCCCAGUCAACUAGCCAAACCGUAUGACUGUUCUACUUCAUGAUCAUCGUCUCACUCAUAGCAACCUUCUGUAUCUGUCAAGCUGUGUAUACACGGCAGGGUCUGUCUGGAGUAUUGGUUAGAUAGCCCUGUCAAAUCAUCUGACUGUACUAAACUUCAUGAUCAUCGUCUCACUCAUAGCAACCUUCUGUAUCUGUCGAGCUGUGUCUACACGACAAGAUCUCCCUGGAACAUUGGUUAGAUAGCCCAGUCAACUAGCCAAACCAUCUGACUGUUCUACUUCAUGAUCAUCGUCUCACUCAUAGCAACCUUCUGUAUCUGUCGAGCUGUGUCUACACGGCAGGAUCUACCUGGAGCCUUGGUUAGAUAGCCCAGUGAACUAGCCAAACCUUCUGACUGUUCUACUUCAUGAUCAUCGUCUCACUCAUAGCAACCUUCUGUAUCUGUCGAGCUGUGUCUACACGGCAGGAUCUACCUGGAGCCUUGGUUAGAUAGCCCAGUGAACUAGCCAAACCUUCUGACUGUUCUACUUCAUGAUCAUCGUCUCACUCAUAGCAACUUUCUGUAUCUGUCGAGCUGUGUCUACACGACAAGAUCUGCCUGGAGCAUUGGUUAGAUAGCCCAGUCAACUAGCCAGUCUGACUGUUCUACUUCAUGAUCAUCGUCUCACUCAUAGCAACCUUCUGUAUCUGUCGAGCUGUGUCUACACGACAAGAUCUGCCUGGAGCCUUGGUUAGAUAGCCGUCAACUAGCCAGUCUGACUGUUCUACUUCAUGAUCAUCGUCUCACUCAUAGCAACCUUCUGUAUCUGUCGAGCUGUGUCUACACGACAAGAUCUGCCUGGAGCCUUGGUUAGAUAGCCGUCAACUAGCCAGUCUGACUGUUCUACUUCAUGAUCAUCGUCUCACUCAUAGCAACCUUCUGUAUCUGUCGAGCUGUGUCUACACGACAAGAUCUGCCUCGAGCGUUGGUUAGAUAGCCCUGUCAAAUCAUCUGACUGUACUAAACUUCAUGAUCAUCGUCUCACUCAUAGCAACCUUCUGUAUCUGUCGAGCUGUGUCUACACGACAAGAUCUGCCUGGAGCAUUGGUUAGAUAGCCCUGUCAA
This is a messenger RNA of Branchiostoma floridae (Florida lancelet), 2800 nucleotides long. RefSeq names its product glucose-6-phosphate exchanger SLC37A2-like. Gene Ontology annotation, cellular component: membrane. The record is from RefSeq and is a predicted model, not a curated record. Gene Ontology annotation, biological process: transmembrane transport. Gene Ontology annotation, molecular function: transmembrane transporter activity. Lineage: Eukaryota; Metazoa; Chordata; Leptocardii; Amphioxiformes; Branchiostomatidae.